AUGAUCGAUCUUAUUGCUGCUUAUCUUGUUCUUAUUGUUAUUAUAUUAUUAUUCAUUAUUAUUUUUUUAACUUUUUAUAUUAUUUAUGAACAUCGAAAGAAAAUUAUUAUUCCAUUAAAUAAAGAUAAUAUAGUUUUACCAUUACUGACUUUAAAAACUAAUAAACAAUCUAAUAGUAAUCAUUCAAAUUCAGCAAUAUUCUCAUCUAUACCUAAUAAACGAACAAUGAAACGAAUUCGACAUCGACCACCAACAUUAUUUAUUCGUACACAAAAUUCACAAGGUUUUCUUCUAUCAAAUGGUGAUCUAUCAUCAUCUCUGUCUAUUCAUAAUAAGAAAUUAACUCAACAGAAUAUAAAUUCUACAAUCGAUCAGACAACUAUUCAUUUUGAUAGUUAG
Molecule: messenger RNA, 399 nt
Organism: Rotaria sordida
Lineage: Eukaryota; Metazoa; Rotifera; Eurotatoria; Philodinida; Philodinidae
Source: the annotation of a GenBank genome assembly